AUGCGUGCUGGUCAAAGGAGGAGGUUGGCACAGACAAGGCGAGACGUCACCACCCUGCAGACAAAGUCGGCUGAUGACGGCGAACCGAGAAAAUUUCAGCCGCCACCACCGGAUCCAGUUGGCGCUUUGAUUGGCCAAUGGCCACGACGCCAAGUUCACGCGGGCAAGGGCCGCCUGGUGGGCCAGCUCUGCCAGGUUUCCAAGGUCGAGGGGCAAUGA
This is a messenger RNA of Gaeumannomyces tritici R3-111a-1, 219 nucleotides long. RefSeq lists its product as hypothetical. NCBI's taxonomy places the organism in Eukaryota, Fungi, Ascomycota, Sordariomycetes, Magnaporthales, Magnaporthaceae. The record is from RefSeq and is a predicted model, not a curated record. The coding region runs from base 1 to 219 and encodes 72 amino acids. The transcript is spliced from 3 exons.